AAGUUUGGACGUUUUUUAAAAAAAAAUAAUAAUAUUUGAAUUGAAAUAAAAUUCUACAAUGUGUGGAUGUGACUGUCAUAUUCUCAUUACAGCAGAACACAAUAGAUUAAGUUCAUACUUUUUAUUUGUAAGUAUGUACAUUCACUUAAGGUCAAAGUAAAUCAAUGUGUGAAUCAAAUCUAUACGAUCAGCGUGUCGUGAUCCUUGAAUCUGUUGCACCACCACAAACCAAAAACAAAUCUUCUGUGACCUUUUCAAGUAACCUGAGGUCUACCUCACGUUUCUCUUCUUCUUGCAUGGGGAGGAUGAGUAACAGGCCACUCAUUGAGUUGCAACAUGUAACUUGAUGAGGAGGUCACAAAAAACCUACACACCUACAAACCUUCAAUUUCUUCAUUCUGAGUCUAAGAAAGCCCAGAUAGAAAUGGUAGAAAUCAAAUAUAUGACACACAACUAUAUGAAGCUGCAUAGUGGAUAUUUUGCUAGGUUGGGGAAUUCAAACGUUGGUAAGGUUAUGUAAAAAAAAAUAAAAAAUAAAUAAAUAUUCAUGUACCCCCCAAGAUGCCCCAAUGCCACUUGCCACUUAACACGCACAGCUCAGUGUGUCACUGAUAUAAACUGUGCACGGCAGAAUUCUCCAUGAGUCUAACAACAUUUUAUUUUUAACAUUCAUGAUUCCCUGAAAAGCCGUAAAGAAUGAAUAUUAUUUUUUUCCCCACCCUUACAUGAAUCUCUUUAACAUUUUUUGAACAUAACAAUUCACCCCAAUGAAGUGUGAAUGUAUCACAGGAAGUGAUAUAUUAUUCACAUUUCCUGUGUGAAUGUCUUUACUCUGUUGCUGCUUCAGUUGGCGCUUCGCUUGUGCACGACGACGUUCAGGAUGUUCAUGAGCUGUUUUUCUUUAUCCGAUGAAGGAGAAAAACACGCAUGUACAGUAUGUACAAGCAGGACGUUGGAGGUCGACCAUAGUUCAACAUACAGUUUAAUAUAUAGAAACAAAGAUGUAGGGCACAGUGACAACAGACACAAUUCCAGGUUACAUAAACAAUUGAACAUUGCAGCGAAUGCACCACAUAAGAUUUAUUAAUUAAAGCAUAUUGUUUUAACAUACCGUUAAAGAUUUCUUAAUACAUUUUUAAUUUAAACUUAGUUGCCAGAUUAUAAAUGUGGCAAUUGCUCCACAAAGAUUUUAAAUUGCAGAGGAGAAGAUUCAAAUCUGCGGCUAACAAUGUGACAUCACAGAAUGAUAUGCAGUAAAAUCAAUUCAUUCGAAAACAAAUAUGGUUACUUAGGUGUGCAGUUUUAUCGUUUAACCUGUAGAGGACAGUGUAAAACAGGGUAAAGAGCUGAUGGUAAAGGAAGUAAAAUGGGCUUUUGACAGACAUCAUUCAUGCUAUCACAAUUUUUGACACUUCAUUUCUCCUGUUUUUGAAAACGGUCAAAAGUGUGAGUACGUUUCUGUGGAGGAGAAAAGACACAAACCAUGUGACGCUCGGAUUUCUCUUGGUAAAUACGUUAUAUUGUUUAUCGGGAUUUAUUAGGGAGUGGGGAAUUCGAGGCAACACAUGACAAGUAUCAAGGAGAGGAGGAAGAAAAUCACACAGACUGUUGUCAUAACAACAUAUUGCAAAGAACACAAAGUACCAUCUGCUAUGAGAUUUUUAAGGCACAUGGAGCGGACAAGUCGAUAGAUAAUUAUUUCCCGGGAAUAAGACUUCAGCAGAAUGUGUGAAUUCCUUUUAAACGCUGCUUUUGGAAGCACAGAGCAAAGGUCCGGAGGAAAUGGCAAAUAUGCAUCAGCAAAACAAAAUAUAUGACAAAGAGAUGUAACCUUACAUUACAUGUCAAACAGAAAGUCAGAGUGUAGAAGAGGAAAUGAUAUAAGUCAUGGGAAAGUCCAUUUUACUUCCUGUUGUUUAAGUCCUACACUGGGAUCGAAAAGUACCAGUUGUGAGAAGAGGUUUGGAUUUCACAACGUUCUUUGAGCCAAAAUGUCCCAAUUCAUAGCUUUUACCAGCUCACACACACAUUAAUCACACACAUUCAUCUGUAUUCAAACCAGGUCCAGACUGACCUUGAGUGUUUCACCUGAAGUAUGCGCGUUGCAUCCAUUAAGUCGACGUGGUGUAAAACCAUCUCACAGCAUCAGCGUGAAGUGUCUAUUACCACCAUCUUAUUUCCUGUUUAUAUGGCAACUGCCUCAACAUCCUGUUUUUAAUUACUUCUCUCCAGCAGCAGAUGCUUCUCACAGCAACCUGCUGUGGAUUACUCCCCUGAGAACUAAUGUGCUGUGACAGACCCCACUUUUCCAAUCAAUAACUCGCCCUAAAUCUGCCAUCUCUCUGCCUGCCAAACACACUCCCACUUCUAAUGGCACAUCAUUUUCUUUAAGGGGGUGUAAUUGCAGACUGUGGAAAGCUGUAGUCCUUUGUGUUCCAGCUACGUAGAUACUGUAAAGGCAUCUGAAGCACAGAAACUACAGCCCACGGUUGACACAGGAAGUGAUGGGGGGGCUUUACACUUGUGUUCUGUCUCACCACCAUUUCCAUCACAUUGCCCUUUGAGAAAGCAUUCACUUCCCUGUUUUGGCUGUUAAAGCAAAGCGCUCCGAUAAAUUGCUGUGCCGCUUCAUAAACCUGUUGGUGCAAGCCUGACAAGAUGUUUGUUUGAUUUCUGUGUUUCAGUAUGAAGUUGGAUGUGAACAACGCCAACAUGUCAGAGGAGUACGGGGCUGUGAGGCCUGAACAGGGGCCGGCGGAGUACCGGAUGGCCGGCCUCAUCUUCUACUGCUUCGUCUUCAUCAUAGGAGUCAUAGUCAACGUCACUGCUCUGUGGGUGUUUGCUCUCACCACCAAAAAGAAGACGUCCGUCACUAUCUACAUGAUAAACGUGGCGGUGGUCGACCUCACCUUCAUCCUGCUGCUUCCCUUCAGGAUGGUUUACCACCACCAGGACUACUGGCCCUUUGGAGAUCUGUUCUGCCGAGUCAUUGCUGCGCUCACCAUCUUCUACCCUUGCAUUGCUCUCUGGCUGUUUGCUCUGAUCAGCGCUGACCGCUACAUGGCCAUAGUGCAGCCAAAGCACGGCAAAGAGCUGAGGAACAUCCCCAAGGCCGUGGUGGCGAGUUUGGGGGUGUGGCUCAUGACUUUGGGCGGCACUGUGCCCCUGCUCUUCUCUCAAUCGGACCCCGAUCGCAGCUCCAACUUCACCACGUGCAUCAAGAUGCAAGACAUCAUCCACUUACGCCACGACAACCCGGUCAACUUUGUGCGACUUAUCUUCUUUUUCCUGGUUCCCGUGUGCAUAAUGAUAGGCUGCUAUAUCACCAUAGUGGAUAAUCUGGUGCAUGGCCGCACCUCUAAGCUCAAACCUAAAGUGAAGCAGAAGUCUAUCCGGAUCAUCAUCACACUCAUCAUCCAAGUGUUGGUGUGCUUUGUGCCCUUUCAUGUUUGCUUGGUUCUCCGUUUGCUGGGAGAAUUCAAAGACGGCGGGUUUAACACCUGGGCGGUGUUCACCACCUUCCUGAUGAACAUGAGCACAGUGUUGGACAUUGUCCUCUACUACAUCGUCUCCAAACAGUUCCAAGACCGGGUGAUCAGUGUGAUUCUGUACAGGAACUAUCUGCGAAGUGUGAGACGGAAAAGCAGGCACACACACACCGGCAGCAUCCGAACAAUGAGCAACCUGACCAGUGCCAUGAUAUGAAGCAAAGCAGUAUGUACUGAAUAUGUGUAUAUGGACAGGCAAAGUUUCUACAAACAGACACUUUUCAUUCCUUAUUGACAUGUCCACAGAUAGUGAUAGUGUUUUAACUGCUUGUGGGGCUUUUUUUUUUUAGCAAAUUAGAGCGAAAUUAAAUAUUUCCUGCAUAUUCAUAAGCAGGUUGUGUGUGUUUAUAUUGAUACGUUUAAUAUGAACUUGCUUUUCCGUGAUCCAGUGUUUUGGUCUUUAGCUUUGGUGUGUUGCUUGGCAGAUGUCUCGUAAUGUUUAAACACCACAACCAAUGUUUUGAGAACUUAUACCUCACUUGGGAAAUGUUGAUGUACGUAUUCUGUUCAUGUGGCAGAUUUCGCAACAUGGGGGUGGGGGGUGGGGGUCGGACAAAUGCAACAUUUCUCUUGGUUUGCGUAAACGUUUAAUUAUAAUACAAUGCCAU
Messenger RNA from Solea senegalensis (Senegalese sole), 4156 nucleotides. It is a transcript of the gene gpr18, whose product is annotated as G protein-coupled receptor 18. Gene Ontology annotation, cellular component: membrane. Gene Ontology annotation, biological process: phospholipase C-activating G protein-coupled receptor signaling pathway; positive regulation of Rho protein signal transduction. Bases 2686 to 3705 code for a protein of 339 amino acids. The transcript is spliced from 2 exons. Lineage: Eukaryota; Metazoa; Chordata; Actinopteri; Pleuronectiformes; Soleidae. Gene Ontology annotation, molecular function: G protein-coupled receptor activity. The record is from RefSeq and is a predicted model, not a curated record.